AUGAGCAAACAGGCCGCUGCCCAGUUCAAAAAAUAUACCGUUCAACCCACUGGGAUAUGGGCAAAGAUCAACAAUCUCCUCGCUGUCGACCCUAAACGCUCUACCGGUGUUCCGCUAAAUCCUCAAUUCCGCAAUCCUCCUCCGGGCGCCAACGAUCCUACCGCAUAUGAUGACCCGGUCACACUACCUGCCGGAGAUAUCGCAGAGAAUCCAUACUGGAAGCGUGAUGUGCGCAGGAGAUAUCAGGUCCCGAGUGUUGUGUCACAAGGCGACGUUGUAGGCCUUUUGACUGUUGGUAGUAAGGAGAGCCCGAACGAACAGGUACUGCAGAUUGGCGACGCCGGGGCGAAACAAUUGGUAGCAAUCAAAGAAGAGGGAGAAAAGGGACUCUCAGCAUUUCUUGCGAAGGAGAAAGGUGUUGGAAAGCUAGUGCUAGGAGAAGACGGACUGCCGCCCCGACCAGCGAACCUCGGGCCUCAAGGGAAGAAGAAUUAUGAGAUGCUGGAAGAUCAAACGUACGGCAAUGAUAAUCAGUAA
Molecule: messenger RNA, 537 nt
Organism: Pseudovirgaria hyperparasitica
Lineage: Eukaryota; Fungi; Ascomycota; Dothideomycetes; Acrospermales; Acrospermaceae
Product: 21 kDa subunit of NADH dehydrogenase
Exons: 2
Coding region: 1-537 (178 amino acids)
Source: RefSeq, a predicted model, not a curated record